UGCUACUAGUGUCAGGAUCAUUAUCGUCCAGGUGAUGAAUGGCAAAGUGAUUAUCCUUUAGCUUACUGACGGUUUCGGCAGCUGCUGUCGGAUAAGUUAACAAAAAAAAAAGAAAGAAAAAUAUUAGACUUUUAAUGGGUGUGUCUUAACCUUUUUCAUUAUUACCAUCCUCUUCCUUGACAAACGGAGACUAAACGAAAAGGACGCAUCUCCUCGACGAGCUUUUUCUGAAAUAUAUGGCCGAGUCACAGAAAUCAGUAUUUUAUCACGCGGUGGCAAAGCACAACACGGCAAUACUGGACUUCUGACUGACUGAUUCACCGUUUUCCUUUAUGGAUUUCUGCAGUAGCUUAAAUUAUAUUUUCUAAAAGGAGAUGCUGAUACUUUAAUGUGAUUUUUCCUUAAGAUUAUGUUUGUAACUCAAAAGCAUCUCUCUGCAACUUAGCAAUGGGACGCAACUCGGCUGCUGUAAUUCUCCUUUCUAUAAUUAACGGGAUCUGCGCAUUUCGUCCUGGAAGAAACCUUCAGCCCGACAUGCCCAAUGUGUGCGCUGCCCGACAGCUGACGCUGGUGGCACAGACACAGCCUUGCGUCCAAGCCUUCGUGCGCAUGGUCAGGGUGCAGCAUCAGGGCUGCGCGGGACAGGCGUGGUGUGUCGGCUACAAGAGGAGGAUGGCUUACUACACAGCUUACAAGCAGGUCUAUAGACAAGACUACCAGACCGUCUACAGGUGCUGCUCUGGGUGGUCACAGCUCAACGAAGAGCCAGGUUGUCUGUAUCCGGUCUGCAGUGGUGGUGUGUGUUUUAAUGGUGGACUGUGCCGGGAGGCCCCCCCCCAGCCCUGCGAAUGCCCCCCAGGGUUUGACGGGCCUCGCUGCCAGUAUGAUGUUAAUGAAUGCGAGGAGGCCAGCGGUGGCUGCGAGGCCCAGUGUUGCAACACCAUCGGCAGCUUCUACUGCAAGUGCCCCGCCGGUCAGCGACUGAAGGGAGAUGGCAAGACCUGCCAAGACGUGGACGAGUGUCAGGUCCACAACGGUGGCUGCCAGCACAGAUGCGUGAACACGGAUGGGUCUUACUACUGCGAGUGCCACCCAGGAACCCGCCUGCACACAGACGCACGCACCUGUAUCGCUGUUCACUCUUGUGCCAUCAGCAACGGGGGGUGCGAGCAUGACUGCAUGCAGCUGGCUCCCUCCCACUUCCAGUGCCGCUGCAGACACGGCUACCAGCUGGCUGAAGACGGCAAGCACUGCCGAUUGAGGAACCCCUGCGCAAGAAACAAUGGAGGCUGCGCUCACAAAUGCCAUAGCGAUAGAGGGCGUGUGCGCUGCGAGUGUCACCCUGGGUACAGGCUAGCAGAAGAUGGCAAGAGCUGUGAAGACAUUGAUGAGUGUCACACAGGCCAGGCGACGUGCAGCCAUGGCUGUCGCAACACGCCAGGCUCCUUCGUCUGCGUGUGCAACCUGGGGUACGAGCUCGGGGCCGACGGCAAGCAGUGCUACCGCAUAGAGAUGGAGAUCGUCAACAGCUGUGAGUCGGGGAACGGUGGCUGUUCUCACCGCUGCCAGCACUCCACCAGCGGACCUGUCUGCAGCUGUAACCAUGGCUACCAGUUAGACGAUGACUUCAAGACCUGCGUGGACCUGGAUGAGUGUGUAGAGAGCAGCUGCUGUAGCCAGGACUGUACCAACUACCCAGGGGGGUAUGAGUGCCACUGUGAAGCUGGAUACCGUCUCAACUCUGACGGCUGUGGCUGCGAUGAUGUGGAUGAGUGUCUCUCUGACAACGGGGGCUGUGAGCACACUUGCCAGAACACUGCCGGGUCGUACCUGUGUUACUGUAGCCUAGGACACCGCCUGCAUGAGGACCAGCACAGCUGCAUCUCUCUUGGCGGCCCUGUGGAGGCACUGACGCAGCGGGUGGCAGUGGAGAAGCCUCCACCGCGAUUCACGCUGCUUCGUGACUACGGCUGGCUACCGGACCCGGAACCGGAGCGGCUUGACGAUUACGAGGAGGGCCUGGGGGAGCUGCGGGCUGAGAAUGCGCUCUCCGAGAUGAUCGUGUGUCUGAAUCACAGCUUCGGCCAUGACUGCAGCCUGACGUGCGAGGACUGCACUAGCGGGGCGACAUGCAGCCCAGAGGGUGACAGCUGCGACUGUCCCGAGGGCUGGACAGGGGUCAUCUGUAACCAGACCUGCCCCGAGGGCACUUUUGGGAGGAACUGCUCCUUCUUCUGUAAGUGCAGGAAUGGUGCCACGUGCGACCCGGUGACAGGGUCAUGUCGCUGCCCCCCCGGGGUCACUGGGGACCUGUGUGAGAAUGGGUGCCCAAAGGGGCUCUAUGGGAAGUACUGCAAUAAGAAGUGCAACUGUGCCAACAACGGGCGCUGCCAUCGCACCUACGGGGCCUGCCUUUGUGGCCCAGGGCUGUACGGCAGAUUCUGUCACUUGCCUUGCCCCAAAUGGACUUUCGGGCCGGGCUGUUCCGAGGAGUGCAAGUGUGUCCAGCAAAACACGCUGGAUUGCAACCGUCGCCAUGGCACCUGCGAGUGCAAACCAGGCUACCACGGCAAGACAUGCAAAGAUGAGUGCAGUGCUGGUUUCUAUGGCGACAGCUGCAAGCGGCGAUGCGAGUGCCCAACCAGUGUGCCCUGUGAUCACGUGACCGGCGACUGUCAGCCCCAGUGCCCUGCGGGCCUGCGGGGUGUUCACUGUGACCAGGUCUGUGCCAUGGGGACUUAUGGGAGAGGGUGUACCCAGUCCUGCGAGUGUUCUGGGGCUGCGUGCGACGCUGUGACUGGGCAGUGCCACUGUCCUGCCGGGAGGGAAGGAGAUCAGUGUGAGAAAGAAUGUGAGGAGGGACGCUGGGGGCCUGGCUGCCGGGAGCUCUGCCUGGCAUGCGAAAACCAGGCCCUUUGUGACAAACACAAUGGCACCUGCCAGUGUCUACCGGGCUACAUGGGCACCCUGUGCCAGAAUGUUUGCCCAGAAGGGCGUUUUGGCCACGGCUGCCAGCUGCGCUGCGUUUGCCACAACGGAGGCCGAUGCCACCACGUCAGCGGGCGCUGUGCGUGCGGCCCAGGCUGGAGCGGCUCGGACUGCAGGAGAGCCUGUGACUCCGGGCGCUGGGGGACGGACUGCGCCAACCGCUGUGAUUGCAGGACGGGCGACGGCAGCUGCGACGCAGUGACCGGGCAGUGUAGCUGCGAGGCCGGGUUCACUGGGCCCCGCUGUGAUCAGAAAUGUCCCGUGGGCUCGUUCGGAGCGGGCUGCCUUCAGCGCUGCCAGUGUGAGAACGGGGCGUCCUGUGACCCCGUGAGCGGGGCCUGUGCGUGUCUGGGAGGCUGGACCGGCACCUACUGCGAAAAACCCUGCCCUGAGGGAUUCUAUGGGCUCGACUGCCAGCAAAAAUGCGACUGCUUGAACGGCGGCGGCUGCGAUCACGUGACAGGAAUGUGCCGCUGCCCUGCCGGCUGGGUGGGCCUGCGCUGUGGCAUCUCAUGCCCACCUGGUUUCUAUGGCGAUGGCUGUAUCCUACCCUGUAGUUGCCAUAACAAUGCCAGCUGUGAGCCAGUGGCCGGGGAGUGCCAGUGUACAGCCGGCUGGAUGGGGCCACAGUGCCAGCAAGAAUGCCCAGUUGGUUUCUAUGGGCCAGGCUGCCACCAGCACUGCUUGUGCCAGAACAAGGCAGCGUGUGAUCGGGUAAGCGGUCGCUGCUCGUGCCCCGACGGAUGGACUGGCAUGGCCUGUGAACUGGAGUGUAACGAGGGUCUUUUCGGGGCAGACUGCCAAAACAAAUGUGAGUGCGAGAACGGGGGUCACUGCGACCACAGGAGUGGCCGCUGUUCCUGCCGGCCGGGCUGGCUUGGAGAACGCUGUCAGAGGGCAUGCUCCCCUGGCUUGUUUGGGGCGGACUGCAGGCAGCCGUGUAAGUGUGAGCACAAUGCUUCCUGUCACCACAUCACUGGGGCCUGCCUUUGUCCCCCAGGCUGGCGGGGGCCACUGUGUGAGAGAGCAUGCUUGCCCGGGACAUAUGGGGAGAACUGUAAGGGGCGCUGCUCCUGUCCCCCGGGGACUUCCUGCCACCACGUGUCCGGGGAGUGUGGCUGCCCCCCUGGUUUCACUGGGAACGGCUGUGAACAGGCGUGUCUCCCUGGUACGUAUGGCUUGAACUGUAACCAGGUGUGCCAGUGCUCUGAGGCCAACCAGCUGUGCCACCCUGUCACUGGGCUCUGCUACUGUGCUCCCGGUUACCACGGCAAGCGCUGUAACCAAGGAUGCAGGCCGGGGACAUACGGGCCGAACUGCGAGCACCGGUGCCAGUGCCUGAACCAGGGAACCUGUGGGCCCAGAACAGGCACCUGCAUCUGCCUCCCGGGGUACAUCGGCGCCGACUGCAGCAUCGGCUGCCCCGCAGGACGCUACGGCCCCGACUGUGCCCUGGUGGCGCUGUGCGGCGAUGGGGCGAGUAGCGACCCGGUUACGGGCCGGUGUGUGUGCUCCGCGGGCCGGACAGGUGUGGGAUGUGAACAAGAGUGCACACAGGGCCGGUUUGGGGAGGGCUGCGCACAGGUCUGUCGCUGCAGGAAUGGAGGGAAGUGUGACCCUGCUUCCGGGGCCUGUACCUGCGGCUUGGGCUGGACGGGACACACCUGUGAGACAGAAUGCCCCCCAGGCCGAUACGGUGCCGGCUGCCAGCAGCUUUGCGAGUGCCAGAACGGCGGGAUGUGUGACAGAGCGAGCGGCGCCUGCCAGUGCCCGCUGGGUUACUACGGCAACCUCUGCGAGCACGCAUGUCCCUCAGGAUUCCACGGUCCACGCUGCCAGCGGGCCUGUGACUGCCGAAACGGCGCCCCCUGUCACCCAAGCACUGGCAAGUGCAUCUGCCCUGCUGGGUACCAAGGUCCUCGGUGCGACAGGGUGUGUCAGCAGGGCCGGUUUGGAGAGGACUGUACCCACAAGUGCGACUGCGCUGAGUCUGCCCCCUGUGACCCCGUAAACGGCAGCUGCCUGUGCCCCCCUGGCAGGACGGGGGCCAGGUGUGACCUGGAGUGCACGGCGAACCACUACGGGCCUGACUGUGCACAGAUCUGCGAGUGUGCAAAUGGGGCGCAGUGCAAUCCCCGCAAUGGCCACUGCACCUGUCUGCAUGGCUGGAUAGGACUCACCUGUACGGAAGGCGGACGUCCCCAGCCACCCCCCCAGCCCCAUAACAGCACAGGAGGGAUUCAGUCAUACCAACAGCCACCUGUAUAGCGCCCCCUGUUGACCAGAUGGAGCUAGGAACUGCAGAGCAAGGAACAGAGGAACACUGCUAGGAAAGAGGCAGCUGGGAUUUAACUCUGCCAAUGUGAGGCACUGCUGAAGCUGAGCAGCGGUGGAGGAAGAGGGCUGGGUCUCCUAAAGAGGUUACCUCUGCACAGCCCUCUCCUUUAUUUGAACCUCGUCAUCUAACGGACCACAUCUGCCCGUGCUGUGGACCCAGAACAGAUGGGAUUAGCAGUGACUCUGCUGCAAUGGUGCCCCUUUAAUGAACAUCAUAAGAAACAGGAAGGACAAAGAAAACACACAUCUGUACAGAGUAUAUUCCGCAUAUUUCUGUCAUUUAAGGAAGGGUUUAAUACGACUUUUACAUAACGGUCAUUUGUAAUUUAUUAAUCAAUGUAAAAAAUAAAAUAAAAUAGCAAACUCUGUCAAAGGAAACACUUGAAAACAGCGUCGGAAACAUGCAAGACUUAAAACUCGCAGACGCCGAUACGGGACGAUGGCUGUACAUCUGCAGUUUUGCUCCAGUUGCUCACCACAGAAAGUUCAUUACCAUCCCACACAAGUAAGAUACUUUCAUCAUGCUUGAUUGCAGGUAUAAUCUAGUAUGUUUACAUCAUAAUUAUUACAUGUUUGUGUAUUAAUAUGUUUGUGUAUGUUCAUGGUUGUUUUCAUUUACAUCAGUUAUAUGUCAGCUCAUAUAUAUAUAUAUAUAUAUAUAUAUAUAUAUAUAUAUAUAUAUAUAUAUAUAUAUAUAUAUAUAUAUAUAUAUAUAUACAUGUAUGCAUAUGUAAUUAUAUGUGGAUUGAAAUGUUUUAUAUUUUUCUAGCAGCCAAUUUUUGAUAUUAGUGUAUAACUGCAUCCCUGAUUUGCACAGGUUUUUUAAACUUCGGAAGAUGUCAGGUUGAGUUGCAGUUUCACAGUUUGUUUCAUUUCAUUUUGCUAAAUGAAAUAUACGUGUCUGGGUCACGUGCAUUUAUGCAACGUCAUGGUGCAUAUCUGAUGUGAACUCAAAGUGCAGCUCAGUGCGACAGGAGCAACGAAGAUGAAACACAUGAAUACACAGAAUCGACCAAUGAAGUUUCGAGUCAUGCGGGCAGCCAAUGACGAAGAACCCUGUCUGUCCAGUACAAAGACAUCUGUUAACUCUGUAGGUGUCCCUACAACUGCUUUUGUGUUUGGGGCUUUAGCUCAGCAAAUACAACUUGGAACAUUAUAGGUUAAUUGAACACCCUAUCCGAAGCAAAGAUUGAGAUUUGAACCAAUAAGCUUCAGGCUAUAAAGCCUGGACAUAGAGAGCUGAAGAGAACUGUCCACGUGCCUCGAAUACACAGGGGACUUCCACACAUACAUAUGUCUGUUCUCAGCACAAAGCCUAGAGUGUGUGAGUGUGUGUGUGUGUGUGUGUGCGCAUGCGUGUGUGUGUGUGUGUGCGCAUGCAUGUGUGUGUGUGUGCGCAUGCGUGUGUGUGUGUGUGUGCGCAUGUGUGUGUGUGUGUGUGCGCAUGCGUGUGUGUGCGCAUGCGUGUGUGUGUGUGCGUAUGCGUGUGUGUGUGUGCGCAUGCGUGUGUGUGUGUGUGUGUGCAUGCGUGUGUGUUGAGUCCCUGCUGGAUGAGCUGCUUCCUCCACGGCGCCUUCAGAAACAGAGUAUCAUGUCAUUCUAUGUAGCUGUACUCUUAUAUUUUGUUGAAGGAAUGUUCUUUAUCCUGCAUUUUCAUUUUUUGUAACUUUUUUUUUAUGUAGUUUCAAGUAUGAUAAAUGGUAACACACAAAGGUUGUGAUUAUUUUAUUGAGUGAUAAAGGAAUAUUGGAUAAA
Brienomyrus brachyistius is the source of this 7080-nucleotide messenger RNA. RefSeq names its product multiple EGF-like-domains 6a (gene megf6a). Gene Ontology annotation, molecular function: protein binding; calcium ion binding; scavenger receptor activity. The record is from RefSeq and is a predicted model, not a curated record. Bases 448 to 5256 code for a protein of 1602 amino acids. The transcript is spliced from 38 exons. Lineage: Eukaryota; Metazoa; Chordata; Actinopteri; Osteoglossiformes; Mormyridae.